CUUGUUUCAUUCUCUCUCUCUCUCCUCUCUCAAACAAAGCUGUUUUUGCUAUAAAAGCUCACUCCACUUUCCUCCAAACUCUCCACCAAAUCUCUCUCUCUCUCUCCAUCUUCGCAUCAGAAAGGAAAUAGAGAAAGAUUUUUAAAAAAAAAGGGAAACAAGAGAUGGAGAUCUCUGCGAGAAAGUCUUAUUUCAUAGAAGAAGACGAUGGGUUGGCUUCAAUUGCAGAGGUGGAGGCUGGUGUUUCUUCCCAGAACGCCGCCGUUUCGAGCCCCUUCUGCUACACGAGAAGGAACACCCUCAGGAACAUGAACUACUUGAACUUCUACCCUCAGGGUUAUUACCAGCAUCAGUACUCAGUUUCCUCUCCGAGAUCUGUCGUUUCCGGAAGGUUCCAUGAUUCCAGAUUCGAAAACAGUUGUUACAGCCAUCAGCAGCCUCAUUACCUGGAAUCUUGCACCAUGUGCAAGAAGCCUCUAGUGAAGAUAGACAUCUACAUGUACAGAGGGGACAUACCGUUCUGUAGCGAGGAGUGCAGACAAGAGCAGAUAGACAGAGACGAGGCGGUGGAGAAGAAGAAGAGAGUGUCAUCUUCCAUGAAAGCUAUGAGGAGAAAGGAACAGAGCUCUUCUGCUUCUUCUUCCCCCAACAGAUCUCCGGAUUACUCUUUUAAAGCCGGAACUGUUGCUGCCGCUUGAUUUCUCUUAAUGAAACUCCUGCAAGUUCUAGUUUGAGGCGAAAUAGUUCAUCUUCUAAAGGUGGAAGCUUUGAAAACUCUUCACGAGGAAAGAUAAAAAAAGGAGGAGAAACCUCUCUUCUUCAAA
Messenger RNA from Tarenaya hassleriana, 824 nucleotides. RefSeq lists its product as uncharacterized. NCBI's taxonomy places the organism in Eukaryota, Viridiplantae, Streptophyta, Magnoliopsida, Brassicales, Cleomaceae. The record is from RefSeq and is a predicted model, not a curated record. Bases 165 to 698 code for a protein of 177 amino acids. Gene Ontology annotation, biological process: regulation of DNA-templated transcription. Gene Ontology annotation, molecular function: zinc ion binding. The transcript has 2 exons.